This is a messenger RNA of Chironomus riparius, 1398 nucleotides long. NCBI's taxonomy places the organism in Eukaryota, Metazoa, Arthropoda, Insecta, Diptera, Chironomidae. The record is from the annotation of a GenBank genome assembly.
AUGAUCAAAUUAGAAGAAUCAACUGUGAAUUUCCAAGGAGUUCCUGUAAUUUUUAAAGACUUAUUUGGAAAUAGUACAGAUUCAUGCAAGAACUUGACAUCAGAUGAUCUUGGUACAAUGCUGAAUAUUUAUGAUUCCAAAAAGUUAAUGGAUGAAAACGUCUAUAAAGAUUUAAGCGAUAAAAACAUAAUCCAAAAUGACCAUGAACCAUCCAAAACUGCAAAAAUCUUAGACAAAUAUAAAAAUACAACUGUUCGUCAGCCAUCACUAAACGUAAGCACAAAGGUAGAACUUAAGGCCCCGUUCUUCAUUGGCAGAAGAGUUUAUCAAAGACUUAAAGGACAUAAUAGAAAUGUAUUUACUUUUAGUGAACUUACAAGGGCCAAAAUUAUGUUAUUAUCUGAUUCAGCUGGAAAUGGAAAAUCCACGACUUUUAGACGUGCUGCAUGGAAAUUGAAGAGAACCUUGCCACUCCAUUGGAUCAGUUAUGUUGAUUUGAAGGAACAUGUUGAAGCGCUGAUUGAAGUUAACUUAAAUAACACAAAUGCAUCUGCUAUAAUUGACUUUUUAAUCGACUACAUAAUGCAGUUGAAAUCAGAAGUGGAUCGAGAAAUUUUCAAUCAAAAGUUUUUAGCUGACAAUGUUAUAAUCCUUUGGGAUGGAGUUGAUGAAAUCAGUCCAAUCUGCACAGAAAAAAUCUUGGGUUUGAUUGACAAAAUCUCAAAAUUAACCAAUAACAGCCAGUGGAUCUCAACGAGAGUUCAUCUUGAAAGCAUAAUAGCAAAAAGGUUCAAUGUUUAUCCUUACGGACUUUACUACUACAAUGAGGCGGAGAAACUGAAUUUCAUUCGGAAAUCCCUAGACAUUCAUAAAAUAGUAAAUGAAACAGCUUUAAUUAUUGAAGAUCGAAUCAAUUCAACGAUUUUGAGGCUUGAAAGUCCAGGAAUAUCAAGAAAUAUUCAAAAUAAAGAAAUAAAAACACCACUGAUGAUCAAAAUGAUCUGUGAUUAUCAGCUAGACAUUUUUAAAGAAGAAGAUCGAAAUAAGACCAUCAGUUCCUCCUCAAAUAUUUUGAAUAUUUACAGAAUUUAUGCAUAUUUGGUCAAAAAGCAUUUUGACAUUGCAUAUGACAAUAAAAGUCAGAUCGUCAAGGAGGAUGUGGAAAAGAUUCAAGAAGAUCAAAUUUUCAUUGAUUUAUUCACAAAACUUGAACUCUGUGACAUGAUAAUGGAAUUGAUUGAAAGCCUGCAAAUUUUUGCAAUCAACUUUGAAGAGCAUGGAAAAAAUGAAAGUUUGGUGUCAACAAAAAGAAAAGACUUUUUGGAGUUUAUAUUUGAAGGAGAACCGAAAAGAUUAGAAUAUAUUUACAGUAGAAUUAUUGACAUUUAUAUUAGAUGA